CACACCACGGAAUCCACGGAUGGGUGUGGACCACCCGGAUAAGGUGUCCUUUUACUCUCUUCCGCAGCAUACAAACCGCCCAUUGUUGAGCCAGCAGAUGAUAUAAGAUGAUCAUCGGCGUCGGAAUUACGAGGCCGCCAUCGGCGACGGGAUUGAAGUUUCCGUUUGGCAUCUCCCACCGCCUCCUGAGGCCGUGCCGGUGUGGUCCCGGCAACGAGGACGACCGUUUCCUGAACUCCGUCCUUCUCGCCUCCCCUGACGACGACAACCUCCGCCGUAUGCUCCGCCAAUUCGUCGAGUCCACUUCCCAAGACUAUGCCGUCGGCACUCUCUUCCGCCUCACCUCCCCCGCCACCUCCUCCUCCAACCCUCGCCUCUCCUCCCUCGCCCUCCCAUUAUACCAAGUGCUCACGGAAACCUCGUGGUUCCAAUGGAGUCCGAGGGUAGUGACGAAAGUCAUCGCCCUGCUGCACAAGCAAGAACAGCACAGUGAGGCCGAAUACCUAACAAAGGAAACCAUCUCCAUAUUAAAUGUGAGAGGGAAGAGCGCCCUGUCUAUCUUCUACGGGCAACUGGUAGAAGAGCUAUCAAAGCACGAAUUAAGGCGAGAAGUUCUCCAUACUUGCGAAGAGCUGAGGCGGCACCUCCUGGUUGGAAACCGCCCAGCGGCUUGGGCAUUGCUGUUCGGAUAUCAGUCCAUGAUCAAAGCCAUGCAUCUCUUGGGAAUGCCUUAUAUAAUCGAAAAGCUGAUGGAGGAAAUGCGAGAGUUAGGGCUUAAGGUAUCCGCGUUUGAACACACGUGUUUAGUGUAUGGGUAUGGGAAACUAGGUCUAUUCAAGGAGAUGAAGAGGGCUUUGGCUGAUAUGAGGAGAGAUGGAUUUGCGGUCGAUAGACUUGUUACUACCAUGGUGCUUUCGUCCUUUGGGGCACACGGCCAGUUGGGGGAAAUGGAGACAUGGCUUCGAAAGAUGAAGGAUGCGAAUGUGAAACCCCACAUGCGGACUUUCAACACUGUCCUCAACAACUGCCCUAAACUACGGGCGUUGCUUCAGGACGCGAUGGAGAAGGACGAGGACUUGCCACUUUCACUUAAGGAGUUGCUGGAUUACCUUGGGGGGGACGAAUGCUCGCUGGUUCUCUGUCUUGUUGAGUCGUCAUCUCUUAUCAGGCAGACACGCAUCUGGGCAAACUUGGAUUUGCAUGGGAUGCAUCUGACCACUGCAUACUUGUUCAUGUUACUGUGGCUUUGUGAGCUUAGGUGGAUAUGUAAAAGACACAGUUAUAAGCUGCCGAGUGAGGUUAAGGUUGUGUGUGGGAAGGGGUCGCACAGUGUCGUACGAUUUAAAUCCCCUUUGCAAGAGCUGGUGCAGAAAAUGGUAGUACAGUUGGAUUUACCACUUAGGAACGACAGCGAUACAAUCGGAUGCUUUGUUGCUAAGGGGAAGGUUCUUAAAGACUGGAUGUUAUCGCAUAAGGGUGAGAGAUUUGAUGAUGAGUGUUUUCUCAAAGAGUCAGUGAAAUAGCAUCCAAUUCUUCCAAAAAAAAAGGUCUUAUUGACAUCAUCUCUGCUAUAGACAUUUUUUUGUGUGGAUAGAAUACAACAGACAAAUUGGAUUGCAAAAAAAAAAAGCCAACUUCUCAACAGUGUAGUUUUGAUCCUGUCUUCAACAACCAAAAGUUGGAUUUGGGAAUGGGUGCCUGAAAAUAAGGGGGGAAAACGAGAGCAAGAAUAAGAGCCUGUUUGUUAACCCCUAUUCUUUGGAUCAUCCGAGCUUUGAUAAGAAAAGGAGUAAAGGUGACAUUCAAGUCAUCAUUUUGAACAAUUUAUAUUUAGAUAAUUAAACAGAUUCAAGAAAAGUUUGGCUCAUGUGGGAUUUAAAGUCAUACCUCCAAUGUGAUGGCAGCUGUGGGAUCAAUUGAGCUGGGAAGGGCUCGAGCUCCAGUGACAGCCGGAGUGAAACAACACAUUAGAGAAGGAGGCCUUCAAAACCAAGGCAUCCACCAUAUGUACAUUUUCCCAAGGUUUUUGUGUGAGACAGCUUCGGCAAUCAAGCGGCGAGCCUGUCCUUCUACUGCUAGGGGCAAAGAAGGCGCCGCUCCCACACCAACAACCACUCCUUGUAAACGUGCUUCAAUGUUGCUUAUUGCCCUCUGCAUUUUAUUGUCGAAAGUAACUAUGCCAUCAAUAGUUUCUACUUAAUAAACCUUAUAGAGAUAU
Cuscuta campestris is the source of this 2218-nucleotide messenger RNA. The record is from the annotation of a GenBank genome assembly. Lineage: Eukaryota; Viridiplantae; Streptophyta; Magnoliopsida; Solanales; Convolvulaceae.